Akanthomyces muscarius is the source of this 1572-nucleotide messenger RNA. RefSeq lists its product as uncharacterized. Gene Ontology annotation, molecular function: zinc ion binding; DNA-binding transcription factor activity, RNA polymerase II-specific. The transcript is spliced from 7 exons. Gene Ontology annotation, biological process: regulation of DNA-templated transcription. Bases 1 to 1572 code for a protein of 523 amino acids. Lineage: Eukaryota; Fungi; Ascomycota; Sordariomycetes; Hypocreales; Cordycipitaceae. The record is from RefSeq and is a predicted model, not a curated record.
AUGGAUGGAAUGCGAUUGGAGCUAGAUAAGCUCGCAGAUUUCCAUGCCGCCCUCGCAGCGCCCGUGGCAUCGGUCCGGGGCGAGGAAACUGAGCUGAGCACCGUAGUGCGGAAUAUUCGUGCAAGGGCCACGGUGGCACGACUGUCGUUGAGCGACGUGCCGCCCGCAAAUCCCAACGAUCCUUCUCAGCCGAGGAAAAGGAACUGGGCCACGCGAGCAAGGACUGGAUGUCUGACCUGCCGCUCUCGUCGUAUCAAAUGCGACGAAGCACGACCUCGUUGCAAGAGAUGUGCACUGGGCAGUCGCCAUUGUGUCUACGACCAGACGUUCAGUCCGGCGGCACCAGUCAAAGGCUUGCCCUCACCGGAUUGGCACAUCGGAGAAGCCCUUCAUUACUAUGCUCGCAUCAUGACCCCGAUGCACGACUUUCACGCUCCCGGGGACAAUUUGCCAUGGUCAUGGUAUCCCACCGCCUGCAGUGCCUCUCGUCCAUUAGGCGUGCCCCGCCACGCGAUCGUCCUAAGGAAACUGAACCGUUGCAUUGCUACACCCGAUGGUCUAGUUCCUGCCCUUGCACACAUUUCCAAGUUGAUGCAUGUUGAGCUCAAUUUUGGAGUACCAGAAUGGAGAGCACACGCGGAGGGUUUCGGAUCCCUGCUUAAACGCUAUUCCUAUCCGCUCUCUGAUCUGCAAUUUCCUCACAACCUGACUGUGCAAUAUAUGCUCGUAGUAGCGAGCAUGUGCAACACAACCAGCCCCCCGCACGACCAGAUCGAAAACAUGUCCAACUGGUCGGACGAGAACAUCGUCAUUGCGUACAGCCACACCGGAUGUCACGCAUUUCCCGCCCCUACACCUGUAUUCCAGGCCAUGGUUCGCAUCACGCAUCUGCGAACGCUCGUGGCGGCCGGCACGAGGACUGCCGAGUGGAAGGGGAUCGCCCACGACGCGCACACCAAGAUCCAGAGCGUCAAUCCGGACAGCUGGGGAGAGCCGUACUCGACCGACCAUGACUUUUAUCCAAUCGCUGCGCGGAUGUACCAAGCCGCCGUUGCUCUUUACGCUAUAUUGACGCUGCCCACACCGCUCGCGGCUGUUUUUGUGUUUCCGCGCGGAGACGAAGAGGGAGCGUCGAACACCGUAGAUGCGUCGAUUCCAAAGGUGUCCUCGGAGACUUGGGGCGUCCAGUCAGCUACGACCGAUGGAACGGCGGCAAAAGGUGUGAAGCAUAAUAUCGACAAGCUUGGCUUGGUACAUGCCAAACUCGAACGAGACGACAGCCAGACGGCGCGGGUGCGGUAUCAGAGCCGCCUCUUUAGGCUGUUCCGACAGGCAAUGAGAGCGAUGCCGGACUCGGCAGGACACAUGUGGCCGGCAGCGGUACUGGGUGUGGCUCUUCGGGGGCACAAGGAGGAGCAAGCAAUUCUUUUGGAUUACAUUGGUCCUCUGCGCGGAUUGCCCGCAUCGGAAAACGGAGCAGCUGAUCUAUAUGAUAAGCUAGUCUUGUUUUGGGCGUCCGGUAAGACGCGGUGGGAUCAGUGCUUCUACGAGCCGACAAGUGUCUUGACUUGA